GUUCAAUCCUUUACCUCGCCCCCUCGUUGUCUCGUUCAGCUCGCACCAUGGCGCCUCCUCGUGCCUCGAUGGCCCAUCGCGGGGAUGAUGACGAGGUCUGCCCUGUCUGCAAGUCAUCGCGAUACUUGAACCCCGAUAUGGAGUUCCUCAUCAACCCCGAAUGCUACCACAAGAUGUGCGAGUCUUGUGUCGACCGAAUAUUCUCGUCCGGUCCGGCGAACUGUCCCGUCGCGGGAUGUCACAAGACCCUGAGGAAGAACCGGUUUCGCAAGCAGACCUUUGAGGACAUCAACGUGGAGAGGGAGGUAGAUAUCCGGCGCAGGGUCAUGCAGAUCCUCAACCGUCGCGAAGAGGAGUUCGACUCGAAGCGCGCCUACGAUGACUUCCUGGAACAGCGAGAAGAGAUCAUCGCCAAUCUCGUCUACGGCACCGACGUCGCCAAAACGGAAGCCAACCUCCAGCAAUACGCAUCCAGCAACGUGCGCUCUAUCCGGGCCAACCAAGCGCUCGAGGAGAAAGAGGCUUCUUCGUUCCAGGAACAGCAAACCCAGGAACAAGAACUGGCCCGCAUCCGCCGACAGGCCGCCAAGAUGGAAUACGAGAACGAACGAAAGGAGCUCAUCGCAGGCCGAGAAGACGUACUCAGCCGUCUUGCGUCUGGACGCCCCGCAGAUGCGGCGGCUAUCGCGCGCGAAGGCCAGAAGGUGCUGCUCAAGAAGUCCUCCGCUCGACGGAGCGAGGAAGAGCGCAUCCGGCAGAAACAGGCUGCGCUGCGGAACUCAGAUGCGAAGAGGUCCGGGCAUCCAGCAGCCAGUGCUGCGGGUCAGGACGACGGUGGCUUCAUCAAGGGUCUCAAACGGAUCAAGACCCCCGAGCCCGAGAAACCCUACGAUCCGUUUGGCGGGCUGGUUCCCGGCAAACGAGACUACUUUACUCAGAGCGAGACUUAUCCCUCCAGCUACCUGGAGCCGAUCCGGCACAAUGCCCAGAUGCAGGCCGGAGGUUUCGAUCUGCGGGAGUAUUACUCGCGGACACUACUCGAGGCGUUUGCCGGUCUAGGCUGCUUUAUCGAUGAGGAGGUUUCCGAACGAGAUUCGGCCGCUCCUCUAGGCGCCGGAUAGCCUGUGUCCACGACCGGACAGUCGUGAGGCCCAUUAUAUAACAUACAACCAUUGUAGACUGUCUUGGAGCUCGGAAAUUUUGGCUAACCAUUUUCAACGAGCUCACCAUCAAUCAGCAUUUCAGCGGGUGCAUAGCGAGGGCGUUUAUCAUUCAUUCAUUUAUCAUCCAUAAGCUGUGUUUAUUUUCCGGUUCUCAAUCAAAAC
Aspergillus candidus is the source of this 1325-nucleotide messenger RNA. Its product is annotated as TFIIH/NER complex subunit TFB3. Bases 48 to 1121 code for a protein of 357 amino acids. The record is from RefSeq and is a predicted model, not a curated record. Gene Ontology annotation, biological process: regulation of transcription by RNA polymerase II; positive regulation of cyclin-dependent protein serine/threonine kinase activity; nucleotide-excision repair. Gene Ontology annotation, molecular function: cyclin-dependent protein serine/threonine kinase activator activity. The transcript has 3 exons. Gene Ontology annotation, cellular component: transcription factor TFIIH holo complex. Lineage: Eukaryota; Fungi; Ascomycota; Eurotiomycetes; Eurotiales; Aspergillaceae.